AUGGCCGAUGACACCGGAGUUUCUGAGGAUACCUCUAUCACCUUCACUGUCAAGUCCUCCACUGAUGCCAAGUUCACCCUGACCCUCCCUAUCUCUACACUUGUAUUGGACUUGAAGCAGAAGCUAUCGAGCUCUGAAUAUGCCGACACCCCCGCGGAUCGCCAGCGCCUGAUCUAUUCCGGUCGAGUCCUGAAAGACAAUGAGACUCUAGAGAGCUACAAGAUCAAGGACGGACAUACCAUCCAUUUGGUCAAGAGCGCUGCGAGUAAUCAGCAACGUUCGAAUCCCACGGGUCAAGCCAGUUCGACAACCGCACCUGCUGGCGCCACCCCGAGUCAACCCACUGCUGGUGUCCCUACUAACAUCGCUGCCGGUACUGGCAACAACCCUCUUGCUGGACUUACUGGGGCUCGAUACGCUGGGUUUGCCCAGCUUCCCGGCGCAGGUCUCUUUGGGCCAGAUGGUGGGAUGGGCCCUCCUCCGGACUCGGACCAAAUGUUGAACAUGCUCGAGAACCCCCAGUUCCAAUCACAGAUCAACGAGGCUCUGCAAAACCCUGCGAUGAUCGACAUGAUGAUACAACAAAACCCUAUGCUUCGUGACAUGGGACCCACUGCACGACAGAUGUUGCAAAGCCCGGAAUUUCGUCGCAUGAUGACUGACCCCAACCAUAUUCGCCAGAUGAUGCAGGUCCAGCGGGCGAUGGGUAUGGGCCCCGGCGGCAUGGGCGGCGAGUCAGCCUUUCCUGCCCCAGGUGUCACCAACACUACUGGUCAAGAGGGGCAGACCACCGAGCAGCAAGCCCCUCCCAAUCCGUUUGCUCAAAUGGGACAGAUGGGACAAAACCCUCUUGGAAACCCAUUCGCUCAGCUCUUCGGAGGUGCCAAUCCUUUCGGCAACCUUGCUCCAGCUGGAAACACUCAGCCGACCGGUACACAGGAAGGCCAGAACGCCACAGAAAGAUCCGCAACGGGCGAUGGACAGAAUCCCGAAGCCGGCCAGGCUCAGUCCCAAGCUCAGAAUCCAUUUGCCUCCUUGCUCAAUCCAGCUUUGUUUGGCGGCAACAGUGGUGCCCAAGGCAUAAACCCUUUCAACCCUCAACAGAACCCGUUCCUACGUGACCCUGCACUAAUGCAACAGAUGAUGCAGGCUAUGGGUGGACAAGGUGGAGAAGGCGGCGCUGCUGGUUCGAAUCCGCUGGCAUCUUUGCUUGGGGGCGGCGGUUUCGGUAGUGGCUUUGGUGGCUUCGGCACUCCCCAGCCAGCAGACAACCGGCCCCCGGAGGAGCGCUACGCUGAUCAGCUCCGGCAAUUGAACGAUAUGGGCUUCUUUGAAUUUGAGCGAAACGUUGCAGCUCUGCGCCGAUCUGGCGGCAGUGUUCAAGGAGCUAUCGAGGAUCUCCUGAAUAAUCCGUCAUGA
Penicillium maclennaniae is the source of this 1419-nucleotide messenger RNA. Its product is annotated as ubiquitin domain-containing protein DSK2. Gene Ontology annotation, biological process: ubiquitin-dependent protein catabolic process. The transcript has 2 exons. Gene Ontology annotation, cellular component: cytosol. NCBI's taxonomy places the organism in Eukaryota, Fungi, Ascomycota, Eurotiomycetes, Eurotiales, Aspergillaceae. Gene Ontology annotation, molecular function: polyubiquitin modification-dependent protein binding. The coding region runs from base 1 to 1419 and encodes 472 amino acids. The record is from RefSeq and is a predicted model, not a curated record.